Anthostomella pinea is the source of this 1158-nucleotide messenger RNA. The record is from the annotation of a GenBank genome assembly. Lineage: Eukaryota; Fungi; Ascomycota; Sordariomycetes; Xylariales; Xylariaceae.
AUGUCCAUCGACAAGCAAGAACACUCCCAGGAACACUCGGAAGAGUCUGUGGCAUCCAGUCCCGAAAAUGAGACUGGCCCGUCAGUCCCACCGGAAAGCCAACCUGUGAAGCGCAAAGGCGGGCGCAAACCUAUUUAUGCGACCUCAGAAGAGCGCAAGCAGAGGAAUCGUCAGGCACAGGCAGCGUUCAGAGAGCGACGCACAGAAUACAUAAAGCAGCUCGAGGACGCCCUCAAGGCUCAGGAGACCAACUUGACUAAUCUGCAAGCUGCGCAUCGCGGCGCCGCGGACGAAUGCUUGAUGCUGCGGUACAAGAACUCUCUGCUAGAACGAAUACUUCUUGAGAAAGGUAUUGAUGUACAGGCCGAGCUUCGUGCCAAAACAGGUAGUCCAACCCUGGGUCCAACUCAUAUGCCCCAGAACAUGGUGCAGCCACCACCGAUUCAGCGAGGGAUGCUCAACCGACAACAUCAUCCGCGGAGGUCUGGUUCUAGCAUUGCACCCAAGCUCGAACCAGGAAUGCCCUCCCUGCCACCGCCCAACGGCAUCAAUCAAGCUUUGGUCUCGCCCAAGAGUCGACCAACACCCCCUUCCCAUGCGGCUUCGCCCAUCAACCCUACGCCGCCUUACGGGGGCCACAUGGCGGCUUCUUCACCGGCAGCCUCUGAUCACACGGGCAUGCGACCAGCGAUGCCUCCACCUCCCAAGCAGCAUAUGCCCCCCAUGCCCGGUAUGGGUGCUGCACAGCGUCAGCAGAUGAUGCAGCAACAGCCGACCUCGGGCCCUAGGCCGCCUGCGUUCUAUCCGACGCCGUCCUUCCAGAACCAUUUCCAACAACUCGGCAAGCUGACCCAACAGGAGUACGACGCGCCGGCCGACAUGAUAGACGAGCCUGAACUGGAUAACGCUGGCCCGGGGCCUUAUCCUUCAGGAUUUCCAGUUAACCAUCAACCUGGCAUGUCGAUGCAGCCACCGACGAGUGCUGCGCCAGGACAACCGCCAAUAGCUUCCGCAGAGCAUGGCGGCCAGGGACAAGGUCAGGGCUACCCAAGUAUGACUCAACUUCUUGAUCCAGCUUUGGACUGGGAUCCGUUUGGGUUAAGCGCGUCGAUGGCCUUCCCAACACAGUUUUCGUUCGAUACGAGCAACAUGCGAUAA